Caenorhabditis remanei is the source of this 2088-nucleotide messenger RNA. RefSeq lists its product as uncharacterized. The transcript has 8 exons. NCBI's taxonomy places the organism in Eukaryota, Metazoa, Nematoda, Chromadorea, Rhabditida, Rhabditidae. Bases 1 to 2088 code for a protein of 695 amino acids. The record is from RefSeq and is a predicted model, not a curated record. Gene Ontology annotation, molecular function: RNA-DNA hybrid ribonuclease activity; nucleic acid binding. Gene Ontology annotation, biological process: DNA replication, removal of RNA primer.
AUGGUCCGGAACAUUUUUUGGAGUGAACCAGAGAAUUGUCCGGUCGUCUACAUUGCUGGUGUUUGCGAGCGUCCUCGAACAACAAAGGCUAAAGCAACAUACGGAGUCUGUUGGGGAGAAAACGACUCGAGAAACACUUUCGGAAGAGUGAAAGGACCUCAAACUGAGCUUCGUGCUGAAUUAACAUCACUCAAAAUGGCACUCGAAACGGCAAUCAGACUCGACGCGUCGAAAGUGUUAAUCGCAUCAACAUCAACAAGAAUUUACACGGAACUCGAAGUUUUGGAAGCAAAAGAUUCAGACUAUACGUCCUCCCUGAACUCUGAUCUUCUAUCAGAACUUCAGAGGUUGUUGUCGAUGGCUUUUGAUUUGAAAUACUACUUGAUCAGUGUACCGGCUUUCCCAGAUAUUCGAGCAAACGGGUAUCGUUUAGCUCUUCAAUUGGCUACUCGUGGCGAGACACUCGGAUCUCCAAUACCGAUGGGUUUCGAUAUUCCUACAGUUGCCAUCUUGGGAGCAUGCAAACAAGAAGAACAGGGUAAUACAGUUGCAUCAUUUGCGGUUUAUUGGAAAGAAGACAACGGAGGAAAUACGUUCGGCUUAGUGGAAGGCAAACAAACAGAACUACGAGCCACCCUGCUUGCUUUGCGUGUUGCAUUAACGACAGCUAUCGAUAAAGGUCUUUUCGGAGUCAUGAUUAUAACUCGUUCACAAGAUGUUGCAAAAUUAUUAGCCACAAUAAGAAGUACAGAUCAACCGGAUUUUUGUGGAAAAUCGAAUUCAGAUAUUGUUGUCAAGUGCAGACAACUUUGCCUAAACAUAGAAAAGAUGACGGUGAAACAUUAUACGGCAAAGGAGGAAUCUUUUGUAUUGGAUAAAGCAGCAGAGAUUCUGAACGAAGGAGUAAAAAUGCUAGAGAAAUCACAAGAAUUGAAUGAGACCGCUGAUGGCACAGUUCCUCUCGUAGUGGAUUCAAAUGAAGUUGCAGAACCAGAUAACCGUGCUGAAUUAGUGAAUGCACCUAUAUCCACUAAAAAAGUUUACACUGUUGCUGUGAUUGGAAUGUGUGCUGAUGAUGGAAACACAAAAUCGAGUUAUGCUGUAUACUGGGGUCAUGAAGACAGCCGCAACAAGUUUGAACUCAUAGACGGAAAGUCUUCGGAAAUAGGUGCCGAGCUGCACGCAGCACAAGCCCAAGGUAUAUCCCGAGUUCACCUCAAAACGAGAUUCAAAAAGUUCCAAUGGUGGUUCGAGCAGAAUAAAGAUAAAAGCGACGGAGAAGGAGCUGUUCAAGAAUGCAGAGCUGUGAUGGCUGAAUGUCAAGCAGCAGUGAAAAAGUUGCGUAAAGUGACAAUUGGAUUUUUAAAUCCAGAGCUUCCUGAACGGAAGAGUGCCAUGUCUUAUGCUGAACUCGCAAAACUUCGCAUCGAGUCUGAAACAGAACUGAAUACUUCUACACUUGUGCCAUUACAACCACCAAUCAAUGAUGAACUCAUGGGAAAAUUCGUUUCAAAUGUAUUACCGCCGGUAGAAGAGAAGAUAUCGUUAGCUCAUAAGCGAGUAGAAGAACAUCGAUUGUUACAACAUUCCGAUAGCAAUGAAUAUGUUGAGGAAAAAUUAUCUGAUAUGAACACUUCUAUCGGUCAACAAGGACCAGCCGACCCCGAAUGUCGUUCAAAAAUUCCAACCGUUUAUAUUGGAGGAUCCUGCCGUGGAAGAGGACAUCAAAACGCAAUCGGCAUUUAUUCGGUUUUCUGGUCGCUAGGUGCAUCGGGGAGUAUACAGGGACCCGUGACUGGCAAUGUUAACAACAUACGGGCAAAAUUAAUGGCCGUUAAAGUUGCUAUAGAUCAGGCCCUAAAGUCUGAAUUUUUCUCUCUGAUCGUCAGAACGAAUGAUCACAUGGUUUUCGACACUUUGCAUCAUUUGAACUCCCCAAUAGGAAACAAGGAUCUCAUAGAAGAUAUUGAAAGUCUCACCACAAAAAUGAAGAAUGUAACAUUUGAAAUGUCGACUGGGGAUGAUAUAAAAUGCAACAUUCUCACUGAUAAAUUAGCUGAAGCAAUCAUAAAUAGUUUCGUAAUUUAA